Messenger RNA from Oreochromis niloticus (Nile tilapia), 6658 nucleotides. RefSeq names its product rho guanine nucleotide exchange factor 12. Gene Ontology annotation, biological process: RNA processing; intracellular signal transduction; G protein-coupled receptor signaling pathway. The record is from RefSeq and is a predicted model, not a curated record. NCBI's taxonomy places the organism in Eukaryota, Metazoa, Chordata, Actinopteri, Cichliformes, Cichlidae. Gene Ontology annotation, molecular function: G protein-coupled receptor binding; RNA binding; guanyl-nucleotide exchange factor activity. The transcript has 36 exons. Bases 684 to 4733 code for a protein of 1349 amino acids. Gene Ontology annotation, cellular component: cytoplasm.
GGGGAGGGGGCACAAAGCAUUUCCUCUUUCCCAAAUGCAUCACACAGCAGAGCAACGACCGCGACUCUUCGCACAAAUUAGCGAUAAGAUCGGCAGCGGGAUGCCCCAGAAAGCGCAAACCGUCCACACAACAGUGAACAACACCGGGACGUCGCGCAAAUAAGAGGGGGGGAAAAAGUUCAUUUUGGAUUCAGCAGCCAAAGUUUGACGUAAUUCUCCCCCGGACACCAGGAAUAGUCUGGAGUGUCAUCAUGGAAGUAUUUCCUAAGGAAAAACAAGAGAUUCUCUCUCUCUCUGAACUUGAAGGUAAUCUGAGAAUGUGAAAGCUGGGGGAAAAACCUUUUUCAGGCUGUUUUCUCUGAGGUUUUUUCCAGAUGUCCAUCUCCUGAUGCAGAUAGCGGCUGCUUUCUGAAAGAAGCGAAUUUCAUUUCAUCACUUCUGCUGGAGUUUAAACAGCUGGAUCGUCCCAUAGACACAUAAAAACACACAUCCUGUGUCUCCGAGGAGCUUUACUAUUGAUUUUUUAAACCUUCAUGCUGGAUGUAAAGACUCGGCAGCGUUUCGGGGACGUGCAUGGACGCGUAGGAGACGAAAUGAAGAAGCAGUUUUAGUACAGAAGAGUCGGGGGUUAUGAUGGUAAUGUUGUUUGGGUGAAGUCUUCGGAAACUCACAAGGGAAGCCCAAUGAGUGGCACACAGUCAACACUCGCUGACAAGACUCCGAGCAUUCUCAACAGGGAGCCCACAGACUGGAAACCAAAGAAUGAGAAACCCUCUCCUUCCCUCAAAAAUGAGUUCGACCCUACAGGUCUGGUCCAGCGCUGUGUGAUAAUCCAGAGAGAUGAAAAUGGCUUUGGGCUGACAGUAAGUGGAGACAACCCUGUGUUUGUCCAGCUGGUCAAAGAAGAUGGAGCUGCAAUGCGAGCUGGUGUGCAGACAGGAGAUAGGAUCAUUAAGGUUAACGGGACCUUAGUUACACAUUCAAACCACCUAGAAGUUGUAAAGUUGAUAAGAUCGGGCUCCUAUGUAGCCCUGACAGUGCUGGGGAGGCCUCCAGGGCUUCCUCAGAUCCCCCUGGAAGAGGAGAAGGAAGGGAACGAGGAAGGAGGAGACACUCUCUCAGCACCCCACUCACCUGCACUGUCAGGUGGGGAGCAAGGCAGCUUCUUGACCAGCAGCACACCCUGUAGCCCUCAGGACAACACCACAUCCUCCUCUCUGUCUGAUGGGGAAGGAGCCACGGCUUCCUGGAAUGGUGAGAUUGAGGAUGGAGACGGUGGGUCUCCUCUGAAGGAACAGACCUCACCCACACCGUGUGACAAUGGCCCCCUGAUCAAUAACAACUCAGUUCACAGCAGCCCCCUCUCUGACACUGUGGGCUACAGAGGGACUCCCUGUCAGAGCCCAGACAUUAGUCGGAGGGAUGGCCUCAACAUCUGCACAUCGCCAGAGGCUGAGGAUGCCGCUGACACACACCCCAAUACCCAUUACAGUGGUGGUAGCCCUCCUUACCUCGUAAACCCUCAGAUUAUUGGAGCAGAAGACGACUACUUUGAAUCCUCACAAGAACAGAUCAAUGGCGAGUGUACCUGUUUCCAGAGUAUUGAGUCGCUGAAGUCUCGGCCGGCACACCUCGCAGUUUUCCUCCACCAUGUGGUCUCACAGUUUGACCCUGCACCUCUGCUGUGUUACCUCUACGCUGAUAUGUACAAGCAAACCAACUCCAAAGAAAGUCGACGCUUCUUUAUUGAAUUCCACACGCUAUUCAUGGAUCGAACUGCAAAUCUUAAAGUGCCGGUGCCAGAGACCGUUUCUGCUGAGCUAGAGAAGCGAAGGCUGGACUUGAUCCCAGACAGCCUGUGUAAACAGUACAUUCAGACGUUACAGGACGCGCUGUUACCAGACCUGCACAGGAACCUGGAAGACUUCAGACAGAAGCGCAGCAUGGGUCUGACCCUGGCCGAAGACGAGCUUUGUAAGUUGGACUCUGAGCCAGGAAGAGACCAGCAGGCCUUGGAGAAGGAAUGCUCCUGUGCUGAACACAUCCUCUUCAAGAUAGAGGAUAUCCUGUUGACAUCACAGAACUCAGAAGAGGAGAAGUGGCAAACAAUGCAGUAUGUGAUUCUCACCUACAUGAAGCACCUCGGAGUGAAAGUGAAGGAGCAUCGAGGCCUCGAACAUAAACGUGCUCGCAUCACUUUCCCUAGGAUUAAGUUUCCCAACAUCCGCCCCCCUCGGCGUCCGAGCAGAGUGGACCCCACCCCAGUCGUGAAAGCUGUGGACCAGAUCAAGCAGCGACCGCCAAAGCUUCCUCAGUCGCCCCUUGGCAUCUCUGAACCAUCAGACCCGUCCGCCACAAGUCCUGGACGGAUCCGUGAUGGAUCAGAUACCCAAUUUUUGCCUGCCACCACCCUUCCUACGCACAGCUCCCCCACCACUCAGGUCUCAGAAGCAGGCGGACAAGAGUCAGAAUCCAAUGUCUCUCCGUUCUGCAUCCAGCCCAGACCAGGCGACAGUGUGCAGUCUGCUGACAACCACGACGGCGUCUCCGGUCCAACCGGCACUCAGUUCGACUUCAGCCCCACCACAGUGGAGCAGCGGGAUGACGAUCAGGAGGCCUUCAGGAUGGAGGUACAGGGCGACAUCCAGAGUGAAGAUGACCAAGGCGGAGAGGCUGAGUGUGAAGAAGAUCCUCUGAUCUGGCAGGUACUGGUCCCUCGAGGCGUCCUGAUGAGCUUAACGCAACAAGAGAUCAACCGGCAGGAAGUCAUCAAUGAGCUGUUCUACACUGAGCGUGCCCACUUGAGGAUGCUGAAGGUGCUGGACUGUGUUUUCUGCCAGAGGCUGAACAGGGACGGCAUCCUUCCACCAGAAGACAUAAAGCACAUCUUUAUCAACCUGGAGGAAAUCAUUCAGCUUCAUGUCUCUAUAACAGAACAAAUGACUGCAAUCAGGAAGAGGAACGAGACGUCAGUGAUCGGUCAGAUCGGAGAUGAUCUCCUGGGAUGGUUCAGUGGGGAGGAAGAGCAAAAGUUAAAGAGAGCAGUGGCAACCUUCUGCAGUAACCAGCCGUCUGCACUGGAGCUCAUCAAGACGAGGCAGAAGAAAGACCAGAAAUUCAACCUGUUCAUGCAGGAAGCUCAGAGCAACCGUUUGUGUCGCAGGCUGCAGCUCAAAGACAUCAUCCCUGUAGAAAUGCAGAGAGUGACCAAAUACCCGCUCCUGCUGGAUAACAUUGCCAAGUACACAGAGGACAUUGAAGAAAGGAAAAAGGUGAAGAGAGCUGGAGACUGUUGUAAAAAGAUCCUCAACCAUGUCAACCAAGCUGUGAAAGAGGCUGAAAACAAACAGCGGCUCGAGGAGUAUCAGAGAAGGUUAGAAUUCUCGUCUCUGAAACAGAGUGAAAACCCUGUGAUCCUGGAGCUGAAGAAUCUGGACCUCACCAAGAGGAAGAUGGUUCAUGAGGGUCCUCUCUCCUGGAAAGUCAAUAAGGAAAAGACAAUUGAACUGUACACACUCCUCUUGGAGGAUAUCAUGGUCUUGCUGCAGAAACAGGAUGAGCGCCUGGUCCUAAAGUUUCAUGGCAAAAACACGGCCAGUGUCGUCGACACCAAGCACACCUUCAGCCCCAUCAUCAAACUCAACACGGUCUUGGUUCGACCUGUCGCAACUGACAACAAGUCUUUCUUCGUUCUGUCCAUGUCCGAAAACGGGGCUCAGAUCUACGAGCUGACGGCUCAGACGGUGUCCGAUCAGAGAAUGUGGCAACAUCUGAUCACACAGUGUGCGGACGCCAUGAAGGCCAAACCCCACAGGAGGGACACGCCUCCACCUCAGUCUGAUGCGGAGCGGGAUGCUAUUAAUAUCAUCAACAAUGGGAUGCCUAAACUGAGCAAAGAUGAGACACCGAGUGUCCAUUCUGCAGAUAUGAGCACCUCCGAUAAAGAGGCCGCCUCUACUUCAGACAUUCAAGAUCCACCGGAGAGUCUGAACCCCUUCGAUGGGUUGAGAUCAGAAGAUGAAGAAGAGGAGCUGCCGAUGGCAGACAGGCAGGAGGAAGAGGAGCAGAAUGGAGAGGUGGAUGAAGCGGAGCUAGAGGCCUUCCUGGACGGGCAGCUGGCGGAGAGACUGCUGCAGGAAGGUUCGCGGCUUGGCAUUGCCCUUGAAAAUGAAGAAGAGCACAAUGCUUUUGUCAUGCCUUGCUCCAAAGCUGAAGAAGCUCUAAAGACACUGGCGAUGCUGAAGCAGGCAGUCUUCACACACAUGUUAAGCAGAGAAGCAGAGGAGGAAACGGAGGAGAGCAAGCCGAGUGGAGCCCGUGGGAGUCAGUCGAGUCCUUCUUUGCCUGAGAGCCCAGAGGGGCCCUCUGCUACCUGUGAUGAGAGCCGGGUGUCUGAAAGUUUACAGAAAGAAGACCUGCAGCCUCCACCUGAGGCUGCUGAACGUAAUGGUGGCUUUGUGGUCCUGGAUUUCCCCGGCUCUGAGGAAAGCAGCACUGAUGAUGAUGUCGGAGUUGGAAGUGAUGUUGGGAUCGACAUGAGGAAAUUGCUGUCUUCCUCCUCGCAGAUGGGAGGCGGAGGCCCCAACCUCAGUCGGCAGCUCAUGACCCACCUGCGCCUCCUACAGGCCGAUCUGCAGUAUCUUAAGGACAUAGAGCUGAAGUACAACGAACUGCGACAAACGCACGGCGACGCAGCCACAGACUCCGAUGACAACAACGAUGGGAUUCAGUGACGAAAGGCUUCCUGCUCUCUCGGCUGUCAGAGCCAAGUUUCAUGUCGCUGCGUGCUCACCUUCCUCCACCUUUUACCACUAAAGGAUUAAUGUCUGAUCUCCUACUUCAAAGGACCGGGUCAUCGUCGCAGUCUGAGUUACUCCACUAUAAACUCUUUCACAAAGCAGGAGCAGAAGAGACAUAUCACCGAGUUAUUCAUGGACACUUUUUACUAUAAUUAUAAUAAUCACUGACUGCAUAAAUUAUCUGAAACACUGGAUAUAAUGAAUGGAAAAAGGCUAAGCCGACCAUCUGACGUCACAGAUGUUCAGCAGAGAAGAAGUGAGACAUUAUGACUGUGACCAGUACUGAAGGAAGAUUUUCCUCUUCAAAUCUCAGUGUAAAAACCUGCAAUAGAAAAUAACCUCUACAUUAUAGAUAGAGUCGAUAUACAAGUGCUCAAUAAAAUGCCAAAAUGGAAGGCUAAAACACUCAUUCCAACCAUAAAAUUUACCCAGGUGGGAUUUAAUGCUGUUUUUAGCCAAGCUUUGCAUUUAAUGUUAAGCAGGUGACGGUCUGCUUUGGAUCAAAUAUCUAACAAAAACUCUGAAGCUCACAAAUUUACACCCUGUAUAUUUUUUCAAUUACAAGCACAAAUAUAGUAAGGCGGUUUAAUGCUGUGAUUUCUAUACAAAGACUCAUAGACGUGUCAGUUUCAAAUGUGUAUUCCACCGGUGGUUUCUGGAGGUUGCAGAGAGGUAUGUGGUGCUGCAGCAAAAAAAUGCUCCUUGCAAACCCUUUGAUCGCUAGCAGAUUCUAUUGGUUGUCCAUAGCUUGCAUGAAAGAUGUCAACUUAUCUUAAAAAGCAUUCGACAACUACUUGCUUAGCAGUAAAAACCAGAAACUUUAAAGUUGACUUGUGAGUUUUCAAGUUGUUUGCAGACAAAACAGCCUCUUUCGUGCAAACUACAGGCAGCUGUGGCAGUCUGCUAUUGGCCAAAGCAAUCACACCAGUCACUUUGUUCCCCAGUGAUGAGUGGUUGUCUGGGUAUUUUCUAUUUUAAUUUUAAAUUCUAAGACAUUAACAAAUAAGUGGGCUUUAGAGUUUGCGAUAGGUGUUUUUUUCCUCCCUGCUUUUCAGUCUUAGCUAAGCUCAGCUAAGCUAGCACACUUGACAGGUCUGGACUUUACGCACAGUAUAUGAUGCUUGUACUUGCUGCAUUAACACAAUUUCAGGAAGACCAAGAUGAUUCUCAUUAUUCUGAUUUCGGAGCAUCAGAAAAGCUAAAUAUGAAUUUGUUGUAAAUUUGCUUUUAUUGUGUUACAUACUGUAUGUGUAGGUUGUUAACAAGUGACACCAGAUGCAAACGAAACAGUGUGACGUUCCUUUUAGCUCAGUUGAUCAAAUUAGUGCUAAUACUGAACUUUAUGUGGGUUUAACUUUGACUUUGCAGCUGCGAUGCUCUGAGUUUCUGAGAUAAAUUGGAGGAUUUAGAAGUUUUAAUUUCUCACUGACUGUGGGAUACAUUCUAUAGUUAAGAUUUGAUUCAUUAACAUGAACGUCUCAUUUUAAGUAAGAAAAAAAGGAAAAGUGAAAAUCCCAGUUUCUUAUGAUGGCAGGUUGAUUUAGCUUUUUAUCUCAAGAAAACUAAAAGGUAAUUUAUUGAGAUAAUAAGAUGGUCUAUCCCAGAAGCAUUUUGUUUUCCUGUUAUUAUGUGAAGAUUAUAGGAAAACCCAAUAGCUCUUACCUACCUUGACUACUUAUGAAUUGCAGAAUUACUAAAGUGGCAUGUGCUGCUUCAGCUGGGCUAAUCCUAAUAAUUAGAGGACAACAGGGACCUUUUAAGGGAUUUUUUUUAAUGGACUGGCACAGAGUGACCAAGAACAAGGUUUGGUGAAUCCAACUGGAAUCUAAAAAUUCAAUUCAAAUUAAAUACAUUGAGAA